Messenger RNA from Miscanthus lutarioriparius, 1128 nucleotides. The record is from the annotation of a GenBank genome assembly. Lineage: Eukaryota; Viridiplantae; Streptophyta; Magnoliopsida; Poales; Poaceae.
AUGGCGGCAGUGACCGCGAGCUGCCGUCGUCCCUCCGGCCUCCACGUCUCGUGCAGCCUCUGCUGUUUCUGGAUGCUACUACUGUCCAUCCAUGUCCCUCGCGCUGGAUCGCUGUCCUUCGACCUCCGCUUCUCCAAACCCCAGAGCCCCAAUGUGUCCCAGCUGAUAAACUGCACCGGCGACGCGCUGCUCACUCAAGACACACUUGAGCUGACGCGGAACAGGCUUGACCAGAGCAGCACAGGCAGCGUCGGCCGGGCCAAGUACAUGCAGGCAGUGCGGCUGUGGGAUGGAGCCACCGGCGAGACGGCCAGCUUCACCACCACCUUCUCCUUUCGAAUCAUUCCGGACGCGAGGACGUAUCCUGGCGACGGGAUGGCUUUCUUCCUCGGGCAUUUUUGGUUGCUCGCCGUCCAACUCACCAUCAACGGCACAUCGUACAACGUCAACGCUACCGUUGAUCUGAGGAGCUACCUGCCAGAGCAUGUCGCCGUGGGCUUCUCGGCGGCGACUGGCAUCGGCGGCGAGCUGCACCAGAUACUGUCAUGGUCAUUCACAUCCACUCUUCAGGAACCACCAGCACCGGCACCGGCUCCGGCUCCGCCGCGGCCACCACCUCUGACAUCUGACAACAUCCAGCAUCCCAAUAAAAGAUCAGUGGGAACCCUGACAAUUGCCGUGCUCGUGCCUCUGCUGUUUCUCUUGGCAUGUGCAGGCGUGCUGGCCUUUUUUUGGGUGUGGGGUCUGUAUGGCCGGAACGCGAUCCUUGACGCGGUGGACGAGCGGCUGAGGGCCGGCGACGAGCUCCACGACGAGUGCAUGGAGAGGGUGCUCGUCGUCGGGCUGUGGUGCGCGCACCCUGACCAGAGCGAGCGGCCAUCCGUCGCGCAGGCCAUGCACGUCCUGCAGUCGGAGGACGCCAGGCUUCCGGCGCUCCCGCCGCAGAUGUACAAGGCGGCGUCGGACCUCGCCGUCACUGGACGUUCCUACGGCGCUUUGUCCGUUGAGAGCUUCAGCGGUGGUGAUUCAUCUACGACAACAACGACGACGACAACCACCGGCGACUCCAAGCUUUCUUCAGGCUCGUCGACCACUGCCUUGCUCCGAGAUACAAAAGAGAGAUCUUGA